This is a messenger RNA of Apodemus sylvaticus (European woodmouse), 795 nucleotides long. RefSeq names its product Y-linked testis-specific protein 1-like. Gene Ontology annotation, cellular component: cytosol; nucleoplasm. Gene Ontology annotation, biological process: gamete generation; regulation of DNA-templated transcription. Bases 1 to 795 code for a protein of 264 amino acids. The record is from RefSeq and is a predicted model, not a curated record. The transcript has a single exon. Lineage: Eukaryota; Metazoa; Chordata; Mammalia; Rodentia; Muridae.
AUGAAGCCUAAGCACAGAAUGAUAGCCACAAGGCAGAGGACCAGGAGUGCUGUGGCUUACCACACCAGGUCUACAGCCAUGAAGAGGAUGUUGUCUCUGAAGAGGGUGAGAACAUCCCUCCAGAAGCAGAGGAGGAGGAGGCCUUCUUCCCAGGUUCUGGGGAACAUUGUCGGCUGCAGAAUUUCUCAUGGAUGGAAGGAAGGUAAUGAGCCCGUCACCCAAUGGAAGGCCAUCGUUCUAGGUCAACUGCCCACAAAUCCCUCUCUCUAUCUGGUGAAGUAUGACGGCAUUGACUGUGUCUACGGGCUGGAGCUCCUCAGUGAUGAGAGGAUCUCAAAACUGAAGGUCCUGCCUCAAAAAGUAGUGUUUCCUCAAGUGAGAGACACCCGCCUCGCCAGAGCCAUGGUUGGCAGAGCAGUGGAACAUAAAUUUGAGGGCAAACAUGGAGUUAAGGAUAACUGGAAGGGGUUGGUGCUAUCCCAGGUGCCAAUCAUGAAGGCCUGGUUUUACAUUACCUACCAGAAAGACCCGGUUCUCUAUAUCUACCAACUCCUGGAUGACUACACAGAAGGUAAUCUCCGCUUCAUUUCAAAGACUCCCCCAGCAGACAUGAAGUCAGACACCGAGACUGAGGAUGACCUAACAGGUAAAUACGUGCGAUACACCAGAGGCGACGGCUCCAAGAAGAUCGGCAAGGUUGUUUACCAAGCUCUAGCUAAGCCGUCCGUGUACUUCAUCAAGUUUGAUGGCGACGUCCAUAUCUACGUCUUUAAUGUGGUGGAAAAGAUCCGUUAA